Musa acuminata subsp. malaccensis (wild Malaysian banana) is the source of this 893-nucleotide messenger RNA. Lineage: Eukaryota; Viridiplantae; Streptophyta; Magnoliopsida; Zingiberales; Musaceae. The record is from RefSeq and is a predicted model, not a curated record.
GCAACUGCAGCUCUGCCGUUUGGAACCAUCCUUGUGAUUCUACUUAUAUGGGCAUUGGUUACUUCCCCUUUGCUCAUAUUGGGUGGGGUUACUGGUAAAAACAGCAAAACUGAAUUCCAAGCUCCAUGCCGUACCAACAAGUACCCAAGAGAAAUUCCUGAAUUGGCAUGGUAUCGAGGCACCAUACCUCAGAUGGCAAUGGCAGGAUUCCUUCCUUUUAGUGCCAUCUAUGUAGAACUCUACUAUAUAUUUGCUAGCGUGUGGGGUCACAAAAUAUAUACAAUAUAUAGUAUCCUAUUUAUUGUUUUCAUCAUUCUUAUAAUUGUCACAGCGUUCAUCACUGUUGCAUUGACAUAUUUCCAACUUGCAGCAGAGGAUCACGGGUGGUGGUGGAGGUCUGUUCUUUGUGGAGGCUCCACCGGCGUAUUCAUCUUCUUCUACUGCAUAUACUACUAUCACGCGAGAUCAGACAUGUCGGGCUUCAUGCAAACAUCAUUCUUUUUUGGUUACAUGACUUGCAUUUGUUAUGGAUUCUUCCUUAUGCUCGGGACUGUCGGUUUUCGUGCAUCUUUGCUGUUCGUGCGACACAUAUAUCGUUCCAUCAAAUGUGAGUAAAAAAUUAUGCUUUCUGCUGACAAAAUUUCACAAGGGAUCAUAUUGCAGCGACAGCGACCAUAUCGUGCCUUCUGCUUUCUGCUUGUUGCGUGAUUGUGAAGACUCAUUAGCGCAACCUGGAUGAGCGCAAUCAUUUUCACACAUCAAGCUUGAAGCAUUAACUUAGUCAACUGAUGAUGGACAAUUAAAAUUGUCUGUAGCCAUCAAUCAAUUUGAAUUUUACUCUGUAUCAGAGAUUCUCUAUUCCUAAAUGGUAAUGUUCUGCACUUGGGAGGUCU